Molecule: messenger RNA, 2005 nt
Organism: Helobdella robusta
Lineage: Eukaryota; Metazoa; Annelida; Clitellata; Rhynchobdellida; Glossiphoniidae
Exons: 8
Coding region: 279-1538 (419 amino acids)
Cellular component (GO): precatalytic spliceosome
Source: RefSeq, a predicted model, not a curated record
AUGUGACGCGUUAGUUACUUUCUUUCCGUCGUGUUGUGAAGAUUAUUUGAUGCGGUCUUUCGUUUAGUUUCGUUCAAAAUCCGAACAACUAGGAGCUGGAAAUUUUUGAAUAAUAAAUUUCAGUUGAAUUUUGUUAUUUUCAUUUUUUCUUAUUUAUCAUCAGUUUCACGAAAAAAGGAAAGGAAUAACUAAUUACUAAAUAAUCAACGAAGUUGAUCUUGAAAUAGCAGCGGGUAACCUGAGGAAGCAAAGCUAACUAAAGAAGAAGAGUUUAUAUCAUGGCUCCGAGCAAUGCAUUACCAAUUCAUGGCAAUGAGAAGACGAUGAACCUCAAUUCACUUGUACUGGCAAACAUACAGGCCUCUCCGUAUUUCAAAGUUCAUUUGUACGAGUUAAAGACCUACCACAAGGUUAUUGAUGAGAUUUACUACAAGGUGAAUCACCUGGAACCUUGGGAGAAGGGAAGUCGUAAGUUGGCAGGACAAACAGGGAUGUGCGGAGGGGUUCGUGGUGUGGGUACUGGAGGGAUCGUUUCAAGUGCCUACUGCCUACUCUACAAGUUGUACACUCUCAAACUCACUCGCAAGCAGCUUAUUGGAUUGUGCACGCACACUGACUCAUCGUUCAUCAGGGCAUUGGGGUUGAUGUACAUAAGAUACACACAACCUCCCAACACAUUCUGGGAAUGGUUGGAGCCGUACUUGGAUGAUGAUGAGGAAGUUGAUCCAAAAGCAGGUGGUGGAAACAACAUGACGAUAGGAGAAAUGUGCGAACAACUCCUCUUGAAACUUGACUGGUAUGGAACGCUGUUUCCUCGCAUUCCAGUGCCGAUUCAGAAGGACAUAGAGAAUCGUUUGUCAUUUCACAAGGAGAGACGAAACCACAUGGCCAAGCAAGCUCGACUGAACCACAACACAGCUGGUCCACGCGAUGGAGUGAUGAAUGUCGCCGGUGCCUCUGCAGGUGCUGUGAGGGAGGAUGUCUCAUUUGGAGAGGCUGAGAGGCAGGCUAGGAUGGCAGACAGGGAAUCAACUAUGAAAUCAUUAGCCAAGCAGAGUCCACAAACUGGUGUUAGAGAGGCAAGCCUUCCCAGUGUGCACAAAGAGAGACAGACAUUCUCAAAAGACAGGUCGCCUGCAGACCGACGCAUGUCACGUUCCAGAUCACGACAUCGUUCUAAAGAUCGCAAACGUCAUCGUUCUCAUAGUUCGGAUGAACAUUCCCACAAGCAUAAACAUCACAAGCAUCAUCAUCAUCAUCACAAGCACAAGAGUAGCAAGAAAAAACACAAAAGCUCAAAAGACAAUAAUGAAGAAAAUGAUCGAGGAAGCAGGGAGAGACAUGCAGAUGGCGGGAAGGAAGAAUCGACUCAUCACAAAAGACAUAACAAACAUAGGAGCAGGAAGCGUAAGCAUUCAUCAUCUCCCUCUCCAUCUCAUCAUCACAAAAGAUCAAACCUUGAACACAGAGAUACUGGAAGUAAGGAGCAACUCAAAGAUAAUGCUUCUGCUGUGACUUCUGGAGAUGUGAACAGAUGAUUCUCUUUGGUUACAAUUUGAACUGCGAAUAUUCAUGUUCUUGUUAUGAACCUACGAUUGAAUUUUUAACUUUUUGUAAACUGUAUAUAUGUUUAUUUUUAUACUUAAUAUUUUGUUUCAUUACCGUUCGUAGGACAAAUAAUAAAACAUAAUAUAAAUAGACUGUUUCGUUACGUUUGUUCUGUCCAUCAGCGUUCGCGCGCUCGCUGUGUCCGUGUCUGUUCUGGUUCAGAUUUGCGUAUAUGGCGUGUCGCUGCUCGAAGGCGUUACGCUAUACCAAGUAUUACGUUCUUUCGACGUGUCUUCAAAUAUUUUCUUCAAAUUAUCUUAUUUUACUCCCACUAAAUGCAUCUUAUCCGUUCUAUAGCUUGCAUGCUGUUACUUUCUCUGCGUCUGAGAGUUUGAUUUACAGAAUAAAAAAAAUUUGUGAUAACAUUGGUGAGGUAAAAAAUUUUUCAAUUGGUGAA